Messenger RNA from Gasterosteus aculeatus aculeatus (three-spined stickleback), 862 nucleotides. RefSeq names its product V-type proton ATPase subunit E 1. Lineage: Eukaryota; Metazoa; Chordata; Actinopteri; Perciformes; Gasterosteidae. The record is from RefSeq and is a predicted model, not a curated record. Gene Ontology annotation, molecular function: proton-transporting ATPase activity, rotational mechanism. Gene Ontology annotation, biological process: proton transmembrane transport. Gene Ontology annotation, cellular component: proton-transporting two-sector ATPase complex, catalytic domain.
CUAGCUCGACUUUAAUGCUUAACAUAACGUCUGUUGACUAUUUCUGUGCAACCGGAGAACCCGAGUGGUUGGACAUUUGUUGUAUUUUACGGUCUUAUGAUUAACAAAGUAAUUUAAGGACAGACAUGGCGCUCACGGAGGCUGACGUAAAGAAACAGAUCAAGCACAUGAUGGGCUUCAUCGAGCAAGAGGCCGGCGAGAAGGUGGAGGAGAUCGACGCAAAGGCGGAGGAAGAGUUCAACAUCGAAAAGGGUCGUCUGGUGCAGACUCAGAGGGUGAUGAUCAUGCAAUUCUACGAGAAGAAGGAGAAGCAGAUCGAACAGCACAAGAAAAUCCAGAUGUCUAACCUGACCAACCAGGCGAGGCUGAAGGUGCUGACGGCCCGCGACAACAUGAUCACGGACUUGUUGAACGAGGCCCGUCAAAGACUCGCAGAGAUCGCCAAGGACCCUGCGAGUUACUCCGCCUUACUGGAGGGCCUGGUGCUUCAGGGUUUCUAUCAACUGCUGGAACCUAAAGUGACCGUCCGCUGCCGACAGCAGGAUGUGGAAAUGGUUCAGGCUGCAGUUAAUAAGAACAUCCAUAUCUACAAAGAGGCACUGAAGAGCAACGUAGUCGUCAAAAUCGACCAGGAACGCUUUCUUCCAUCAGAGAUCUGCGGAGGGAUCGAAGUGUACAACGACAACAGGAAGAUCAAGGUGUCCAACACUUUGGAGAACAGGCUUGAGCUGAUGGCACAACAGAUGAUGCCUGAAAUCCGAGUGGACUUGUUUGGAGCCAAUCCCAACCGCAGGUUCACGGAUUAACAGCGGAUCGGAAGAGCGUGUUUCGGCGUGUGUGAACCGCACGAGCCCACCCCGAG